AUGAAAAUUGCGUUGUCCUGCAAGAAUAAACUUGUAAUUGUUACUGGUGAGUAUACUGCUCCUGCAUCUGAUUCUCCUUUGUUUGUACACUGGAAUCGUGUCAAUGAUAUGGUUAUUACCUGGAUCUUGAACACAGUUUCUGAUGAAAUUAGUAAUAGCAUGACCUAUCUGGAUAGUGCUUUUACUGUUUGGAAUGAAUUAGAUGAGCGUUUUGCUGCUAUUACUGGCCAUAAGUACUAUGAAACUCAGCGUGAUCUGUUCAAGUUAGAGCAAGGAAAUGACUCAAUUGAGCUGUAUUUCCACAAAUUGAAAGGUUUUUGGGAUGAAAUUAAGGCUUUAGAUCCAGCUGUUCCCUGCACUUGUGGUGCCACUAUACCAUAG
Messenger RNA from Daucus carota subsp. sativus, 381 nucleotides. RefSeq lists its product as uncharacterized. Lineage: Eukaryota; Viridiplantae; Streptophyta; Magnoliopsida; Apiales; Apiaceae. The transcript has a single exon. The record is from RefSeq and is a predicted model, not a curated record. Bases 1 to 381 code for a protein of 126 amino acids.